AUGAGUGAUGCAAAAGAUACAGCGGACAACUUAAGUCCCGGGUUUGAGAACCUAAACCUUCGAACGCCUAAGGCGGCCAAUCAUGAGAAUACGCAGUCACCACAGAGAGUAUCACAUUCACAGAUAAAUGGUGAUAUUCAGGCCAGGAUAUUGGCAUUUCAACAGAAGAGAACAAAACCGGUGAAUGGUGGACAUGGUGGGUUAAAUUCUAUGCCACCUUCUACCAACCACUUGAAUGAGGCACCAGACAAGCCAUUACCACCAUUACCACCACUACCUUCAUUACCUAAAUUGCCUAAUAUGCUGGCACAACAAAGGUCUUAUUCUCUGGGAGAUGCUAACGAUUUAGGUGUAAUUCCUUCGCCAAUGGAAGCGGAAAAUAACCACUCAAUCAACCACUCUAUGAAUCAGGCUAUGAGCAGAGGUAUGAACCAAUCUAUAAGCCAAGGUAUGUCCAGAACUUCGAGUUUAAAGAAGCAAGAUUCCCAGCAGCCACCAUUUGAAUUACUGAAGAAGCCAUCUUUAUCCCAAAGAAGAGGUAUGAAGCUUAAUUUAAGUGAAAUGAGUAGCCCAACUAGUGCUAGUUCUCCAGAUGAUACGAGUCCCAUAGGUGACGAUAGAAAGAACCCGGUGUUUCCAAACGCACCAAAGGGAAGUGAUAUGGAGUCUGGAGCUUUGAACACGACUGGUGAUUUAUCAAGAAUGUUAUCGGACAGAAAAAAGAAACCCAACUUUAAGUUGAAUUUGUCUAAUACAGGCGCUCCUGGAGUAAGCGGUAUGCAAAAUUCACAACCAAAUUCAAAUUCAACUUCGACAACCUCAUCAUUAAAUUCUUCUGGAUCCUCAACUACCAUGGCCACCAACAAUGAAACAAAUCAAUCUAAGAAGCCUCAAUUGCAGGGUUUAUUUGCAAAUUAUUCGAAAUAUGUAGAUAUAAAAUCUGGUUCGUUAAAUUUUGCUGGUAAGGCCUCUUUGCAUUCAAAGGGGAUUGAUUUCCUGUCAGGAUUGCUGUUCCGUAUCUCGUUAGAGGAAUUGGAGUUCUUAGAAGAAUUAGGUCAUGGUAAUUAUGGUGUUGUUCUGAAGGUUUUACAUAAGCCUACAGGCGUACUUAUGGCAAUGAAAGAAGUGAGAUUAGAAUUGGAUGAAACAAAAUUCACACAGAUCUUAAUGGAAUUAGAAAUUCUACAUAAGUGUGACUCACCAUAUAUUGUCGAUUUCUAUGGUGCUUUCUUUGUUGAAGGUGCUGUUUAUAUGUGUAUGGAGUAUAUGGAUGGAGGCUCUUUGGAUAAGAUAUACGGUAAAGAUGACGGUGUCAAAGAUGAAGCAUGUCUUGCAUACAUAACCGAAUGCGUUAUACGUGGAUUGAAGGAGUUGAAAGAUGAGCAUAAUAUUAUCCAUAGAGAUGUGAAACCGACGAACAUUUUGGUCAAUACACUAGGUAAAGUAAAGUUGUGUGAUUUUGGAGUUAGUGGUAAUCUAGUAGCGUCAUUAGCGAAGACAAAUAUUGGCUGUCAGUCAUAUAUGGCUCCCGAAAGAAUUAAGUCAUUAAGCCCAACUGACAAUACCUAUUCUGUUCAAUCUGAUAUUUGGUCUCUAGGAUUAAGUAUUUUGGAGAUUGCAGCGGGCCAUUAUCCUUAUCCGGCUGAAACUUAUGGUAAUAUAUUUUCCCAAUUAAGUGCUAUUGUUGACGGGGACCCUCCUAAAUUGGACCCCAAAGUGUUCUCCAAAGAUGCUCAAUUAUUUAUCAAGAGCUGUUUAAAUAAAAAUCCGGAUUUGAGGCCUUCAUAUGCAACUUUGUUAAAGCACCCAUGGUUGGCGAAAUAUAGGAAGAUUGAUCCUCAUAUGGAUAAAUUUGUAACAAAGAAGAUUCAGGAGCUCGAAGAAGAAAAGAACAAGAAGAAUUUAAGCAGGACAAAUAGCACAAAUUCGUCAGCUACUACCGCCAAGCCUCCAAAGGAGAAUGUUCGCUCUUUAUUAAAAGGAAAAGUUCAAGCUCCUGCUUUGCAUAGAGGCGGGUUAAUGAAUUCAAACAGAAACAGCUCCAAUCGAUAA
This is a messenger RNA of Debaryomyces fabryi, 2052 nucleotides long. RefSeq names its product mitogen-activated protein kinase kinase (gene PBS2). Lineage: Eukaryota; Fungi; Ascomycota; Pichiomycetes; Serinales; Debaryomycetaceae. The coding region runs from base 1 to 2052 and encodes 683 amino acids. The record is from RefSeq and is a predicted model, not a curated record. Gene Ontology annotation, molecular function: ATP binding; MAP kinase kinase activity. Gene Ontology annotation, biological process: MAPK cascade; cellular hyperosmotic response; protein phosphorylation. The transcript has a single exon.